This is a messenger RNA of Wallemia mellicola CBS 633.66, 1599 nucleotides long. RefSeq lists its product as hypothetical. Gene Ontology annotation, cellular component: fungal-type vacuole. Gene Ontology annotation, biological process: sucrose catabolic process. NCBI's taxonomy places the organism in Eukaryota, Fungi, Basidiomycota, Wallemiomycetes, Wallemiales, Wallemiaceae. The transcript is spliced from 3 exons. Gene Ontology annotation, molecular function: sucrose alpha-glucosidase activity. The record is from RefSeq and is a predicted model, not a curated record. Bases 1 to 1599 code for a protein of 532 amino acids.
AUGAAACUCCCUUACUCAACACUUACAUCUGCUUCCCUAUUAGCCGGUAGAGCAGCAACAGAUAACAAUCAAUGUUUCGGAAGUUCAACGGGACAACCUUUAUCUGAGGGCACAUACGCGGAACCACUCAGACCUCAAAUACACUAUACUCCUUCUGAAAACUUCAUGAAUGAUCCAAAUGGUUUGAUUUACGCUAACAACGUUUAUCAUUUAUACCAUCAAUGGAACAGCAAAGAGAACGUCCCCGGCUACCAAAAUUGGGGACAUGCUACCAGUGAAGACCUCUUACAUUGGGACCUCCAUCCUGCUGCAAUCACACCAGACAAUGACGACGGUCCAUUUAUUUUCUCAGGAAGUGCCGUCAUCGAUGAAAACAACACUUCCGGUUUGUUCGACGAAUCAACAUCACCUACAAACAGAUUGGUAGCUAUCUACACAGAGGCUUCAUCAGAGAAAAUACAGUCUCAGCAUGUUGCUUAUUCCACCGAUGGUGGUUAUACAUACACUAAACGACCAGAACCGGUGAUAGAUAUCAACAACCCGGAGUUUAGAGAUCCAAAGGUAUUCUGGUAUGAACAGGACUCUAAAUGGAUAAUGAUAGUCUCUUUGGCUUCCCAACAUCAAAUGAUCAUUUACGAAUCAAAGAAUCUCAUAGACUGGAAUGAAACAUCGAGAUUCGGUAACGUUGGUCAAUUGGGCUACCAAUACGAAUGUCCAGACCUUUUCCCACUCAAGAUCGAAGGUAGCGACGAAGAAAAAUGGGUUUUGAUCACAUCCGUAAACCCAGGUGCUAUCCGCGGAGGUGGAUCAGGUACUAGUUACUUUAUUGGUGAUUUCGACGGCAAAACAUUCACACCAAUUGACACAGCAGUCAGAGAAAUGGACUUCGGUUACGAUGACUACGCUGGUGUUACUUUCAACAAUGUACCAGAUGGCCGCAGACUCUGGAUUGGAUGGGCUAGCAACUGGCUUUACACUGGUAAUGUUCCAACAGAGCCAUGGAGAUCAUCCUUGACACUCGUUCAUGAAUUAUCACUCACUCAAGUCGACUUAACUGAUCAACAUCAAGCUUUAGCACUCAGACAUAAGCCAGUUGACCUUUCAAGUCUCAUCACUGAAACCGUCAAAGAAACAAACUCACCAAUGUCAUCCGACUCAAUUGAUUUCCCAACUAAAGGUGCAGUUGAUCUCUCAAUCGAUGUUUCAUUUUCAUCAGAAACAGAGGCAUCAAAAUCUUCAAAGUCAGCAUCACGUAUUACAAUUGAGAGUGAGGAUGGUGUAAAUUCAAUCGAGUUUGGUGUUCAAUUUUCCGACCACAUUGUUUACGUCAACAGAGCUAAUUCUGGUUGGUCCGCACCUACAUUUGGCUCUCUUGGUGCAACUUCUAUUACUAUCCCAGAUGAUAACAAAGUCAACUUGAGAGCAGUAAUUGAUCACUCUCAAAUUGAAUUAUUCGUUCAAGAUGGUAUUCACUUCGCUUCAAUGGUCUUCUACUUCCAAGACGGUCGUGUACCUGCACGUCUUCGUUACGAAAAUGAAGAAGGCGUCACAAUUGACCACCUCAAGUUAGACGCUUUGAAGAGUAUCUGGGAAUGUUAA